Aplosporella prunicola CBS 121167 is the source of this 3885-nucleotide messenger RNA. RefSeq lists its product as uncharacterized. Lineage: Eukaryota; Fungi; Ascomycota; Dothideomycetes; Botryosphaeriales; Aplosporellaceae. The transcript is spliced from 4 exons. Bases 1 to 3885 code for a protein of 1294 amino acids. The record is from RefSeq and is a predicted model, not a curated record.
AUGGCACCUUCGCGCUCAAAGGUCCAGGUCGGCUCCGCGCCAUGGAUCCUGAGCGAGCGCCGCCAGGCGAAUGAGUUCGUCGACCAGGAGGCCGAGGAGUUCUCCUACUCGGUGCGCAAUGAGAUGGAGUGGCUCAACGAACACAUGGCCGAUAUUUUCAGCAAGACUGAGCUGAAUGUCGCGGAUGUUUUCAAGACGCCCGGCAAACUACGAGGGAAGACUCCCAGAACCGCCCGCAAGCGGAACCCUCUUGAAACUCGGGCUCCCUUGACAGACAUUUUUGCGCCAAAUAUCCAGGCUGGACCGAGCCCGGCGAAGAACACCGAGUUCUUCAAGCAGAUUGCGCAGUUCCAGGUCGCAGAAGACCCCGAGCCUUCCUCGGCGCAGGAGCCUUCCCAACCUUCCCAAUCCGAGUCACAGACGCAUCGCGCUCCCCUGUCUACCCUGAUUACGGAUUCGGGAUACCAUGGCAUAACGGACGAUGAGAUGGAGGUUGAUGACAAUGAGGAAAUUGCAAAGCUCAGCCCGGUCAAGGAAAGCCCCGCGAAGCCUGCCGCUGUUUCGUCACCGCCCAAGCCCGCCGAUGAAAACGAAGAUUCGCAUGGGUCAUCGUUUGUCUCUGCCAAAGAAGAUGCCGAGAACCAAGCGCCAACUAACUACGGCGUCUAUGAGGACGAGGGCGCAGCCGCGCCGGAUGAGGACAUGGAUUUGGUCGCCACACAGCCAGACACACAACCGGAGGAGCCGCCGUCCCCGCACGACGAAGAGAAUGCAAAAUCCCCCCAGUACAGUGUCGGUGACCAAACGACCUCUGCUUUCAAUUCGAUAAUGCGCGCAGAGGAGCGCCGAAAAGAAGAAGAAGAACAGAAUCAGAUGGAUGCUGAGGGCACGAAGAGCCCUUCCGAGGGGCCCAGUCCGCCUAGGCAACUUUUGCGCAAGAGCAGCCUGGCAUUUUCAUCAUUACCCGCGCGUGAGCCGUUGGCGGCGAAGAAAAGUAUGGGUGCCAGAGUCUCCCGGACGAGCCACGUGGACCAGUACAAGGCGCGUAGCAGUCACUUUGGGAGGUUCACGCAUGGCAAGAGUCUGGGUGGAUCCCAGAACACCCAAACAGACCAUGGAAGCCAAGAGAAGGAAGCUGAAGAAGACAAGUCUUCAGCAGCGCAUGAGGCAUCGGAAACGACGAAGACGCACAACAAGACUUCCACACAACUUCUCCAUGAGCGGAUUAACAUGCUUGCUCAGUCACAAGAGCCUAGGACCAAAUCGAUUCCAUCCAGUCAAACAAGCACCGAACCGAAUUAUCCGCAACUGCCGGGCGUGGACAACGAAGACGAGCCCGAACCAGUCAUUUCCAAAGCACCAGCAAAAGCACCAAGCCCAGUGCAAAACACCCAAGAGGAUGAAGACGAAGACGAUGAUGACGAUUGGAUUGCUCCAAUCAGCAGCAUGCCUCCUCCAAUGUCUUCCAUUCGCCCUGUUCUAAACAAGAGCCGCUCAGCUGAAACCAUGGAUAACACCCUUGGAAAAAGCAGUGUUGGCAGCACGGAGCCGGAUACCCAGGCUUCAAAGUUGCGUUCGCCCGCAACAAGAGCAUCGCCAUCCGGUGCCAAACAUGCGAAAUCCAGCUCCUCCGUUCCCGACUUUGGUUCUCCGUUGAGGCCCGUGGCAACGGACCCUGGCUCAACUCACAAAAAAUCGAACUCUGUCGACGAGCCUGAGCCUGCUGAGGUUGAGGAAACCAGCACCCCAGCAGGCUCUCCCAGCAAGACUGAUGCUGGUGCACUCAGCGCAUCUAAAUCCCGAUUCUACUCGGUUUUGAAAUCGGCGAGGAGUAUGUUCGCCAGCAGUGCUGGAGCCGGCGAUCAAGCUCGAUUGGACGCGCAGUCGCCUGCACCCACCUAUCCUGAAAUGGAGGAGGUGUCCAGUCCCGAGCCUUCUCGUCCUUUGUCAUCUGUUUUCGAUAAGCCUGUAAACCCCGCUCCUCCAGCAUCCCGCUCGAUGGCUGCACCGGCAACCCCCAAGCCGACCGAGGUCCGUAAAACACGCAGUUCGACUGAGCGUGAGGGCAGGCAGAAGGAGAUUGAGGCCAGGGAAAGGGAGCGCCAAGAGGAAGAGGCGCUGGAAAAGGAACGAGAGAAGGAACGCCAAAAGGCUGCUGCAGCGGCUGAAAAGAAAAAGCAAAAGGCAAAGCCCUCGAAAGAGAGCUUGAGCAUUCGUCCAGGUGCCGCCAGCCGUGCUGGUACCGUCUCUCCAUUCGACGAGGAUUACAACUCGGCUGAUGAGGCGGCAUCACCUCCACCGGCUCCGAAGACGCAGCCUUCUGCGAGCAAAUCUCAAACACUGAAGCAGCCGGCCAGCCGGCUUGCGAAGCCCAGCAAGGAGUCUUUGAAGCCUGUCAAGGAAUCUAUUCCGAGGCCCAGGACGCUUAUCAAGGUGGGCCUUUCUUCGCAAAGGGCACACCCUUCGACGGCCGAUCUGUCAAAGUCUCUUCAGGGAACUUUGCCUGCACCGAAGGUGAAUGCUGAGCCCGCAAGCAAUUCAUUCAACAAGAGCAUCACGGGCGCAUCAUCAUCGGUGGCUAAGCCUAACUCGCUGGCAUUGGCGGCCAAGAACAAGGAAAAGGAGGAACGUGAGGCUCAACGCAAGGCCGAGAAGAAGCGUGCUAUCGAGCAACAGCGUGCUGAAAAAGCUGCAAAGGCCGAAGAAGAGCGUCGCAAGGCUGAUGAAGAACGUCGGGCCGAAGUCCAGCGUAAGGCUGCGGAACAACAACGGGCUCAAGAGGCGAAGAGGGCUGCGAACAGACAGGCGCUGGCAGCUGAGGCGAAGAAACAAGAGCAGAUGCGGUCAAAGGCUGCAAGCCGCCAAGGCAACGACCUCGCCCAUGCACUGCAGCAAGAGAAGGCCAGUACGAUGCCGUCGCAUCAGCGUUCCGACAUGCCAGCAACCAGACCAAUUUCCAGGAUGAACACGGUUCAGGACAUGAACCUCAGCCGGCCCGUUAACCCGGCGAAACCUCCGCCAAAGCGCAUGUUUCAAGCUGAUGAUGACGAACCUGUACAACGGCCCCAGGUGCCGCGUAAUGGUCCCUCGUUUCAACGACUAGAUGCGAAACGCCGUAGAACCAGCGAAGAAGCCGAAGAACCGGCAGGGCAGAGGCGGUCAAUGAUGGCACCACCAAUCCGCCAAUCUAACAUCCGCAAGGCAUACCCCGACAGGGAUCGGAUCAUGGGCGUUAUUGACAAGGCCAAGGACGUGCCCAGCAAGUUCACGCACGGCUACAUGGCGGCGCCGUCGGGGGCGUCAUCUCACACCGGCUCCAUGUUCAAGCAGACGGUCACGGCGCAGCACCAGAUCCAGCACGGCAAGCCGAGCGGGCAUCCCAACGACAUGGCGACCAUCUCCAAAGCGAAGAUACCAUUCGCAGACUCUGCAGCAGCGCCAGGCCCAUCGGCCUCUGCGGCCGGCCCCUCGAGCCACCAGUUCAAGACGCCAAUGCGUGUCAACACGACGACGACGACGGUCAAGACGGCGAGCCCGCACUUCCCGACGCCGGAGCUGCCAGACAUAGCGACGGACUCGGAGGACGAGGACUCGGAUGCCGAGGCGUCGAGCUUCCAGGCGCCGUCGUGGGUCAAUAGCCCGGCGUUGAAGGAGCUGCUCUCGCAGCAGCAGCUGGUGGAUCCAAUGGAGGUGUUUGGCCCUAUCCCGCCGUUGCAGAUGGAGGAGAUAUUCAAGAAUAAGGAUCGCCAUAAGAGGUUUAGGGAGAGGACGAGCUCGGCGCAUUGGACGGCGGAUAAGUUGACGGAGGAGGAGAGGAAGAAGGAUAGGGAGGGUAGGAAGCGGUUGAUGGAGGAUGGGGGGUGGACUUAUAGGAAUGCGAGUUAA